AGCACCGUUAGAUCAUCUUACUUCAGCAUGAAACCACAGAACAAAUAUCCCCCUUUUGUGUCCUUAAAUCUCUGCUGGACAUCCUUCCACAAGUGUGACAAGGAAUUACUCUAUUCACAAAGUAUAGUGGGCUGUGCAAAAUGGUUAGCCACCUAGAUUCCAGAAGGAAGGAAGAAGAAGUGCCUACAGGAAGAUAGUAGGAUCUGCUAUUGGAUCCAAUGGCAAGUGUUAUUGAAAUGCACAUCUCUGCUGAUUUAGAAAAGGUCUUUGCCUGAUUUAUAAAGCAGGGUCAGGAAACAUUGUGCUGUGUCUUUAAGAACAGGCUAACCCUAUGGGAGGUGCACUUGUCACUCAGGUAUCACUAGCCAAUCAGGCCCUCCAGGUAACUUGCCAGUCAGAAGUGGUGGCAGGGCCUUUCCUGGUUCCGGCUUGGCAGUGAAGUGAAAGUGGAGCCAGUCGCUUGUGCUGUUCAACUAAAAAUCCUCCAGGAAACUGCAUGGAGCGCUUGGGAAAGCAAGGAAACCGCGACGUGAAUGCAGUGACCUUUGAUGAUGUGCAUAUUGAUUUCACUUGGGAAGAAUGGACUUUGCUGCAUCCUUUCCAGAAGAAUCUCUACGAAGAUGUUAUGUUGGAGACCUACAGGAACCUCACUACUAUAGGAUACAGUUGGGAAGACCAUAAUAUUGAAAAGCAUUCUCCAUGGUCUAGAAGAUAUGAAAGGCAUGAAAAAAGUCAAACUGGAGGGAAAUCUUAUGUAUACCCUCAAAGUAUUAAAGCCAUUGCAUAUGACAGUCAUCUUCAAAGGCAGAAAAGAACACAUACUGAAGAGAAAUCCUAUGAAUGUGAUCAGUGUGGUAAAACCUUUGCACGUCACAGUCAUCUCCAAAUGCAUAAAAGAACACAUACUGGAGAAAAACCUUAUGAAUGUACUCAGUGUGGUAAAGCCUUUGCAUGUAUCAGUACUCUUCAUAGACAUAUAAGAACCCAUACUGGAGAGAAGCCCUAUGAAUGUAAUCAGUGUGGUAAAACCUUUUCCCGUAAUAGUAAUCUUGAAAUACAUAAAAGAAUACAUACUGGAGAGAAACCCUUUGAAUGUACUCAGUGUGGUAAAGUCUUUGUAUGUUACAAUAGUCUCCGAAUACAUGAAAGAAUGCAUACUGGAGAGAAACCCUAUGAAUGUAAUCAGUGUGGUAAAACCUUUGCAAGGCACAGUCAUCUUCAAAUGCAUAAAAGAACACAUACUGGAGAAAAACCCUAUGAAUGUACUCAGUGUGGUAAAACCUUUGCAUAUAUCAGUACUUUUCAUACCCAUAUAAGAACCCAUACUGGAGAGAAACCCUACGAAUGCAAUCAGUGUGGUAAAGCGUUUGCCAGUCACCGAAAUCUUGAAAUACAUAAAAGAAUACAUACUGGAGAGAAACCCUAUGAAUGUAAUCAGUGUGGUAAAGCCUUUGUAUGUUACAAUAGUCUCCAAAUACAUGAAAGAACACAUACUGGAGAGAAACCAUAUGAAUGUGAUCAGUGUGGUAAAGCCUUUGCAUGUCAUAGUCAUCUUCAAAUUCAUAAAAGAACACAUACUGGAGAAAAACCGUAUGAAUGUACUCAGUGUGGCAGAGCCUUUUCAGGUAUCAGUACUCUCCAUAGACAUAUAAGAACACAUACUGGAGAGAAACCCUAUGAAUGUAAUCAGUGUGGUAAAGCCUUUGCCCGUCACAGUAAUCUUGAAAUACAUAAAAGAACCCAUACUGGAGAGAAACCCUACGAAUGUAAUCAGUGUUGUAAAGCCUUUGUAUAUUACGGUAGUCUCCGAAUACAUCAAAGAAUGCAUACUGGAGAGAAACCCUAUGAAUGUAAUCAGUGUGGUAAAGCCUUUACAUGUAACAGUCAUCUUCAAAUGCAUAAAAGAACACAUACUGGAGAAAAACCUUAUGAAUGUACUCAAUGUGGUAAAUGCUUUGCAAGUCAGAGUCAUCUUCACAUUCAUGAAAUAACACAUACUGGAGAGAAACCCUAUAAAUGUACUCAGUGUGAUAAAGCCUUUACAUAUCGCAGUGUUCUUCAAAGGCAUAAAAAAACACAUACUGGAGAGAAAUCCUAUCAAUGUAUUCAGUGUUAUAAAGUCUUUGCAUGUAUCAGUACUCUACAAAGGCAUAUAAGAACACACACUUGAUAGAAACCCUAUGAAUGUAAUCAGUGUGGCAAAGCCUUUACCAGUCAGGAUUAUCUUCUCACUCAUAAAAGAACACAAACUGUAGAAAAACCCUAUGAAUGCACUCAGUGUAGUAAAUCCUUUGUAUAUAAGAAUAAUCUCUGAAUACAUGAAAGAACCACACUGGA
Molecule: messenger RNA, 2337 nt
Organism: Microtus oregoni (creeping vole)
Lineage: Eukaryota; Metazoa; Chordata; Mammalia; Rodentia; Cricetidae
Product: zinc finger protein 431-like
Exons: 4
Coding region: 497-2170 (557 amino acids)
Biological process (GO): regulation of transcription by RNA polymerase II
Cellular component (GO): nucleus
Molecular function (GO): RNA polymerase II transcription regulatory region sequence-specific DNA binding; DNA-binding transcription factor activity, RNA polymerase II-specific
Source: RefSeq, a predicted model, not a curated record